CGUGCGCAUGCGCCGCCAGCGCGGCGCGGAGUGGUGGAGCCGUUGGGAAGUGCACGAGCCGGGUGGGCGUGAAUUGGCGGCGGACGCUGGCGUCAGUUGACGCCGCAAGUUGAUGGGAUUCGCCGGGAGGCCUCAAGCAGCACUGCAGAAUAUCCUGUUCAUUAGUCUUUGACAGUGCCACUGUGGAAGCAGUUGAAUAGAAAUGUCACCAGAAGUUGCCUUGAAUAGAAUUUCUCCUGCACUUCGUCCCUUUAUCUCCAAUGUGGUUAGAAAUGGGAAAAUUGGUUUGGAUGCUACAAACAAUCUUAAAAUAACUGAUCUUAAAUCAGGAUGCACAUCAUUAACACCUGGACCCUGUUGUGACCGGUUUAAGCUGCACAUUCCAUAUGCUGGAGAGACGCUAAAAUGGGACAUUAUUUUCAACUGUCAUUAUCCAGACCUUCCUCCAGAUUUCAUCUUUGGAGAAGAUAUUGAUUUUCUGCCUGAACCUGCGAUGCUCCAUCAUCUGAAUGGCUGGAACUCCCAGAAUCCAGACUGUCUUCUGCUUGUUAUUAAAGAACUGGUACAGCAGUACCACAAAUACCAGUGUGAUCGACUCCAUGAGAGCUCACGUCUUAUGUUUGAAUACACAGCACUGCAAGAGGGACCUGAAUUCGGAGACAAUAUGGAAAUCUAUGCAGGGAGAAAGAAUAAUUGGACAGGUGAAUUCUCUGCCCGCUUCCUUUUGAAACUGCCAGUGGAUUUCAGCAAUAUCCCAACGUACCUUCUCAAGGAUACAAUAAUAGACCCAGGAGAAGACGUUGCUCUUCUGUCUGUCAGUUUUGAGGAUGCUGAAGCCACUCAAGUGUUUCCUAAACUAUACCUCUCUCCAAGGAUUGAACAUGCACUUGGUGGGACAUCUGCACUUCACAUCCCACCGUUCCCCAGUGGAGGCUGUCUCAUUGAUUAUGUACCCCAAGUUUGUCAGUUACUCACCAAUAAGGUGCAGUACAUCAUUCAAGGCUACCAUAGAAGACGAGAGUACAUCGCAGCCUUUCUGAGUCACUUUGGAACUGGUGUUGUGGAGUAUGAUGCUGAAGGAUUUACCAAGCUUACAUUAUUAUUAAUAUGGAAGGACUUCUGCUUUUUAGUUCAUAGGAAUGCUUCCUCCAUGAUUCCCUUGUCCAUUCAUCCGUACCCACUAAUCUCCGUCUUGGUACUUAAUCUUGCAGGAGGAAGAAGUGUUGUCCAUUCACCUCCUCCUCGUCUCCUUUCAGGGCUUCAAACAGUCCUUCCAGUUGAUUUGCCCCUAUAUUUUCCACGGGAUCAACCCACUUUGACCUUCCAGUCAGUGUACCAUUUUACCAGCAGUGGACAACUCUACCAACAGAUACAAAAAUCUUACCCUUACAGUCCACGCUGGGAUGGCAAUGAGAUGGCCAAGAGAGCAAAGGCUUACUUCAAAACCUAUGUUCCUCAGUUCCAGGAGGCAGCUUUCGCUAACGGGAAGUUAUAGUUGACAUCUGGUUCUAGAAGAAAGCCAAUCGAACAGUUGCAUUUGUUUAUUUUAGGACGUCAUUUGGAUUUUAUUCAAUCUUCCUCGAAUGCUCAAGUGUAACUGUAAGAACAUUGAUUUCCAUUUGGCUGCAGAUCAUUGGCGUGCCUAUACUAUAUCCUAUACACAAAAAGGUCUCUUAUGUUGUUCAGCCAGUUAAAGUCUGUAUUACUUACAACAUAAAAUGUUUCAAGUUGAUGAGAAAAAAUGUUCCAAGAUACAAUAAAUGCUCAUUGAAAAGUUUGAAUGAUGUAUGAUGCUGUGAAAAUUAAAAUGUAGAAAAUGCAA
Molecule: messenger RNA, 1822 nt
Organism: Hypanus sabinus (Atlantic stingray)
Lineage: Eukaryota; Metazoa; Chordata; Chondrichthyes; Myliobatiformes; Dasyatidae
Gene: babam2
Product: BRISC and BRCA1 A complex member 2
Exons: 13
Coding region: 203-1495 (430 amino acids)
Biological process (GO): double-strand break repair
Cellular component (GO): BRCA1-A complex; BRISC complex
Source: RefSeq, a predicted model, not a curated record